Molecule: messenger RNA, 690 nt
Organism: Hansenula ciferrii
Lineage: Eukaryota; Fungi; Ascomycota; Saccharomycetes; Phaffomycetales; Wickerhamomycetaceae
Product: sugar O-acetyltransferase
Exons: 1
Coding region: 1-690 (229 amino acids)
Molecular function (GO): acetyltransferase activity
Source: RefSeq, a predicted model, not a curated record
AUGUCAAGUACUUCUACAAAAGAUCAAGAAUUGAUUGAUUUCGCAUAUAAUCAUUUAAAUUUAAACAUACCAAAAGGUCAUGAUGAAUAUGAAAAAAUGAUUUCAGGUAUCCCAUAUGAAGCAUGGAAUCAACAAUUACAAGAAUCAAGAGAAGAAGCACAUCAAAGUGCAAAAGAGUACUCGGCCAUUUCAUAUAGAGGUAAAUCCAUUGAUGAAUUUAACAAAGAACGUCAUGAUAAAUUAACUUCAAUGUUUGGUAAACUUAAAUCAAGUGCCACAAUUGAAGCUCCAUUAUCUAUAGAUUAUGGUAUAAAUACUUAUAUUGGUGAAAAUUUUUAUGCAAAUUUUAAUUUAACUUUAUUAGAUUCUUCAAUUAUAAAAAUUGGUGAUUUUGUUGAAUUUGGUCCAAAUGUUGUUCUUUGUUGUGCUACUCAUCCUUUAGAAUCUGAUGAAAGAUUAGCUGCUGAUGGGGAAUGGUCAAGAGCAAUCACCGUGGGAAAUAGAGUAUGGAUAGGAUCAAAUGUCACUGUUUUACCAGGUGUUACUAUUGGUGAUGGUGCAGUGAUUGGUGCAAAUUCAGUUGUUACAAGGGAUAUUCCAUCUUUUUCAGUUAGUGUUGGAGCUCCAGCUAAAGUUAAAAAACAGUUGAAAGGGUACACAGGUGAAGUUAUUGCUGAUAUUAAGUAUUAG